Molecule: messenger RNA, 2310 nt
Organism: Didymodactylos carnosus
Lineage: Eukaryota; Metazoa; Rotifera; Eurotatoria; Philodinida; Philodinidae
Source: the annotation of a GenBank genome assembly
AUGGAAAAUUUUCUUGAUAAUGAUAUUUUAAAUUUGACUGCUGUGGGCAUGUCACGUUCAAAUUCUCAACCGGAUUUAACAACAUUACAAUCGCUUAUUAAUCGACGAACACUAUCAGAAUGUUCAGAUGAUUUAUAUUUGGGAGAUAUGAGAAAUGGUACAACAAAUAGUAAUACGAUUGACGAUAUGUUUCUAGGUAUCGAAGCUGAUUUUAUCAAUUCAAAUAUUUCUGACUUUCUUGACUACGAUCUAUCCGAUUGUCUGGAUCCAUACGUGACAAAUAGUGAUACAAAAUCGUUGAUUAAUUAUUCAUCUUUUUUUGAUUUUCCUACGCAAACAUUUCAGAAUAGUAUACCAUUACAGUUACAGCAACUAAAUCAGCCAGUUUUACUUGAGACAACUUUAUCAACAGUACAACAACAGCAAAUGACGGGAGAUGCUACAUCUAAUACGUCUCGUCCUAGUCGAAGUGCUCCACCAAGUCCAAAACAAGUGAGAAAAAAACAGCGUUCAUCAACAACGAAAACAUGGGCAAAAAUGUCGCUUGAUGAACAGUCGCGUAUCAUCACCGAGUUAACAACGAUUAUUAAUGAACAAUUAGGACGCCGUGAACAAUUGGAGAUUAUUCGUAUAUUGCAGCCGGACGGUGUUCAAAUUCAGAAGAAUCAAACUGAAUUUAUUCUCGAUUUUCAGUCAAUGAAUGAUGAAAAAUAUCGACGUAUACGAAACAUUAUCAAGUUUAAUGUUGAGACAUUUAAUGAUUAUUCUUGUAAUACAAGGCAAGAUACGUUAUCUGAAACGAAUAGUCUAUCAAAUAAAUCAUCAUCAGCAAAUUCAGGUGGUACAAAUAGCCAACAAGAUCCAAUGAAACGAAUUGAGAAAAUUCUACGUUUACGUCAACGUAAAGAACAGCGACAAGCACUUAAAGAACAGAAAUCGGGAUUGUUCCUAAAACAUGAAGUGAUGGAAUUGACAAGGUGUGAUGAAGAUAUCGAAGUUGAUAUUUUGUCUUGAUAAAAUAUUUUUCUCUUCUGUGUGUCUAUGAUAUUUUCUUGGUUUUUUGUUAGUUGUUAAAUAUUACUUUUUUCUUUUAUUUUCUCUUUUUUUUUUUUGUCAAUUUUUUAUUAUUCAGCAGUACAUGCAUGGUUUUUCCUUGUGUCUAGGAAUUGCAAAAUUAAAAUAUAUCAAAUGAAACUGUUGCAGACUUAUCGGAAGAUGGAAAACUAUUUUCAACUUUCGGAAAUAAUAAUAAUUUUUUUUCAUUCUUUUCUAUCAAUUGUAAACAUUGUUACAACUAUUCCGUCUAAUUAAUGAAAAUGUUUUCUGCAAAAGAAAUUUGUAUACUGUUUGUUGUACACUAGAGGUGGAUGGGAAUAUCUAAUGCAUUCCCGUAGAAGGAAAACGUUUUUUUGUUGACAGGGACGUUUUUAAACCUGACAGAACCGUGAUUGUUUUCUUAUAGAAUCGUCAAAAGUCCAGUGCAGACAGAGGUGGACAAGACCAAGUCCAGACUUGUAGGUUUUUUGAUGGACUUGAAGUAUUAGCGUUGAUUUGUUUCGACAACUAGUGCUUAGGCCUGCAAAAGUUCAGCGUUCCGUUCCUGUAGCGUUCUCUUUGAACGUAACGCUAAAGUACGUUGGCGUUCCUUGAACAUGAACGCUGAACAUGACAUUUUUUGAACCUGAAUGCAAAUGUUCUGGUGAACGUUAACGUUAUUUUAUAUGAACGGUGUUGAUCUUAUGUGGAAUGAAUAGUAUUGUAAAACAUUAUAUAGCAAUUUCAUCUGGUAGUAUACUGAGUGCAACAACUUUCUCCAUUACUAGUUAUAUUUAGUGAAAAAUCAACGCUCGUUUGUCCCAAACGGGUUAGGAUAACAAAGGAAAACGUACGUAGUUACUGUAAUGGUUUGGACCAAGGAACUUCGGUUCUAGUGCGGGAAAAACUAGUCUUCUGGUCAGAAAAUCCGCGAUCUGUUCUUGGAAGAAUCAAUGUCUUGAUCAGAGAAUCAAGGGGUAUACUUUUUACAUUGCAAUAAUCGGGUCACUGUUCUGAGCAGAACAUCUGAUCUUUCACUAGAGUUUCUAUUGAUCAGAUAAGCCAAGCAGAAAUAUAUAUGUUCUUACUACACUACAAGAACAGAAGUUUAUAUUUACUUCAGGCGAUAUGAACGUCGCUCGUAUAAAAAAAGCUCACAUUCACCAGUGCUUUAAUGUUCACGUUCAGGGAACGAAACGUGAACUUUUGCAGACCUACUAGUGCUCAAGACUAACAGCGAAAGAGGAAUAAAAUGUUCUACGAAAUACUUCACCU